Molecule: messenger RNA, 10343 nt
Organism: Acinonyx jubatus (cheetah)
Lineage: Eukaryota; Metazoa; Chordata; Mammalia; Carnivora; Felidae
Gene: ATXN7L1
Product: ataxin 7 like 1
Exons: 11
Coding region: 5073-7580 (835 amino acids)
Source: RefSeq, a predicted model, not a curated record
UUUAAUUAAAACACCAGGUCUGAGAUACAUUUAAGGUGAAGGCAUUCACCUUCCAGGUACACCUAAUAAGGUAUGCAUAUAUCUUUGUGAUGGGCAUUAAGAGGAAUUUCACUCAUUCAUUUAAAACGUGUAGUGAAAACUCACAGCAGGGCUUCUAUGCUUGGCUAGGCAUCAGCCUCCAAGAUAAAGGAGACUUGGGAUUGUCCCUCAAGGAACUUACAGUCCAGUAGUCCAGUUCCAGUCAACCCACAUGUAAAGCCAUUUUGCAAAUUGUGUACAAUAUGGCUAAGGCUGGUUGAAAUUGAUACUCUCCUAAAACCCUAGGGUAUGUGGCCUCCGAAUGUGUACAGCCGGCCCCAUGGCUUUGGUCCUGAAUCCACAUCAAGAAGGAUUAAGCCAAAAGCCAGUCCCAGAUCCAAUCAGGAAGGCUGGCACAGUCCCUGUAAAUCCAGGCAAAAGUGAAGAGCCCUGAGCUGGGUCGCAGGUCCUGACCUGAAAGUGUGCAGGACGACGUCAGGGGCAAAAACCCAGCUGCUGGCAUGCUUAUCUUGCUUUCUGUCUCCUGUCACCUCAGGCCUCUGUCUUUUUUUGGCUCUAUCCUUUUCCUGACCAGCUUCCCAUAUAUCCGGGCCAUGUUUUGAAGACCUUACUGGUCCCAGACCAGCUUCCUCCUCUGUGUAUGUACUCAGAUGCAGCUCCCUUCGCUAGGGGGAGUCCAGAUGCCCAGAGUGUGGGCCCAGGGUCCUAACUUUGUCUCCAUCCACGCCAUCUUCCUCCUGGAUGUACUGUCCUCACCUGCCUUCCCAAAACCACUGUACCCAUCAACACAGUACUACUUGGCUGGUCUAGGGUAGAACUACCUCUGUUAAGCACGCCAAUACUAACUACAAGUUUCUGUUAAUAUCCCAUAUCCCUCUCUUCUACUAAUUGGAUAAUUUAAUUUUGAUUAAUUUGAUACUUUUGCUAAUUCGAUAUUACAGAUUCAGUGGUCAUGCCUCAUGGAUUUUCACAAGUUCUGAUUUUAAAUCUGUCUUCCCUAAGUAUACCAGUGCCUGUCAAACCACGUGUUCUACUUUUUGGCUUACGAAAAAACGGACUCUAUGCUCCAAGGAGUCACAAGUUAUGUGGAAAUAUUCUACGCAUUUUGUAUCUUGUAAGCAAUCGAGUUUUCUUGCUGAGACUGUUCACAUUUACCCAGUCCCCGUAUUCUUUUUAGGCAGCAUGGAUGCAAAUGUCAUGUGGUCACCAAAACAACCUCAACUAAACCAGUCAGAGGGGCCACCUGGCAUCCCCCCAACCAAGAGCCUCUCCAGUCACCAAGAGCUUGUGGAUUUGGUUGGUCUUCACCAUCUCUAGGCUGCUUUAGACACUUUGAACGUAAAGUCCACCUCGACACCCAGCUUCCCUGGCCUUUGGUUCUGUGUUUUGUAGUGUUGUGUUUUCAGGGAGGAAGGAGGGGGAGAGAGAUUCAUAAGGCAGUGACUGAACACUCGAGAACUUUGUAAUCUUCACUUCCUGACUGUCACCCCUCCUGCCUUCCCCAUUCGGCAUCUCUGGUCAUGGCCCUGAGACCAGGGUUCCCGACCAAUGUUCCCAUUCACCCUUACAAGCCCUGUGGCCAUCUGCAGGAACUCACCACCACAUCCCCUCGGAGGAAGUGCCCCAAACCUGCAAUGAACUAGUUCACAAUGUACCACACAAUAGUAAUAUCAUUUUCGUCAAGCCAUGAGUGUCCACUUGCCACACGCAAGGAACAGGACAGCGGGACCCUUCGUUUGGUCCAGUGUUUUCAGUGGCCUCUGCUACAAGAGAACUCAACAGAAGCAUGACUCGGAAACACAACUGUUGAAGAAGAUAUCCACCAAAUAGUGUGCUAAGCCAAAUCCCUCCUACAAUGCAACACAGCACAGACAGCACACCUUACAAAUGUACGUGACAUGACGCCCAGUGUGGCAGACCUGCUGGGAUAUUCCACGUGGUCUCCUCCUCAGACUGGGAUUAGAUGAAGAGCCAGGGAUUACCAUGCCGGGACACUAAUCAAAUCAAAGAAGGACAGGGUGGAGGUCGUUGCUUCCUAUUGGGAUAGUAGCUCUGGAGUACAGAUGUCUGAAGCUCCCAGGUGUGGAGGGAAACCCUCCUGUGUUUGAGAGUUGCAAUCUGAGCCUGCUACAGAAAAACCACGAAGACAGGGAUUUCUGGGAAAAUCUAGUGAGAUGAUGUGCUUUUAUAAUACAGCCACUUUUGUGGCCUUUUAGUUCGAUCAUUAUGUGUUCUGGAGACAUGAUAGAGGCAAGGAAGAAAGGCCAGGUUGGGAAUUAGGAGACCCAGUGUUGCUUAUAAUUUGCAGUGUGGCCUUGGAUGUGGUUUGUAGUCUCUCCAGAAUCUCAGUGCACUUGUCUAAAAAUGGAAAUAAUAAAGCCCGCCACUUUGAAAACGCUUUGUGAAUAUAAAACACCACACCAGCACUCUCUGAGCCUCGGUUUUCCUCCUUGGUUGAAUGGCUCUGCCCAUUCAGGGUGUUUCUGAGGAUCAAAUCAUAUAAUGUGCAUGUAAACCAUGAGUUCUAUGUGAAGGACACAGCUCACAAAAAUUCUGGUGUCACUUUGUGGGGUCAGUUGCCAACCCAGAGGCCAGGGCUGGUUUGAGACUCACUUUGCCCGACCUGAAUGGGUCAGCCCUUCCCGCUCCCCCCUCCCUCACCCCAGCCUUCUUCCUCCCCAGCUCCUUCCUUUGUCUGGUAUGCUUUAAAUUACCUUUUGAUCUGUCUGGCAACUGCCCUGUUUCACUCCAGGGGGGCUCCAUUUCAGAUCCCUGAGAAACCCUGUCUAUAUAUAGCUUGUAAAAAAAUAUGAUUUCCUUUGGGAGGAAAGUGGGAGCUACCAUGUGCGUUCACGUCCACCAUCAUUAUACUGGUGACCCCCAGAACGGGAGACACAACAUUUACUCUCCAGAAUAAACAUGAAUAUGGCCCAAGGCUGCAGUAGCUUUUAUAAACAACCUGUUACUACUUACUGCUUUUCUCUAAACUCCUGGAGUGGGGAAGUGGCAACAUUUUAUUCUUCAAAUCAAAGACAGGUGAUAGAUAGGGAUGAUAGAUAGAUAGAUAGAUAGAGUGAACCAAGAAAGAAUUCCCUGAAAAUUUAAGCAAACAGGCAUUUACUUGGGCAAUUAGAAUUGCAAUUGAAGAGACAGAUUCAAGUAGAAUCUGGACCAUGUUCUGAGGACGACAAAGAGAGGGCAGGGCUGUAUACUCAAGGCUGCGAGUAGAGUUCUCAUUCAGAUCCUCUAUGCAAAACAGGGAUUGAAACUAGGUUAACUGGGAUUGGUUGGGUUCAUAUGCAAAUAAGGGAUGGAAACUUGUUUGUUGCAAGGGCUCUUUUGGAAGUGAAGAGUGAGGAUGAUUCUGGUGCCAUGAUGAGGGAGAAGUUAAGUCCCAGCUGAGGGCUUGCAGCUGGCUGAAAGGUUUUUAAAAAGUUCACGGUUCCUGCAAGAAGGACGUGCACAAAUUCCUCCUCCCUUAUGGCCUCCUGACCCCAUUUUAAAAAGAGACUUGCUUAGUUAGGCUUGCUUGCUGCGUUUUGAAAUCUUCUUUGGCAGAGAGGUAGAUAGAUAACAUAGAUGGAUGGAUGGAUGGAUAGAUAGAUGAUAGAUAGAUAGAUAAUGGGAGGAGGGCUUGAGCCCACUCAGCGAUUUAAAAUUUUUCACUCUGGGGCGUUUGGCCGGCUCAGUCAGAAGAACAUGUGACUCUUGAUCUUGGGAUUGUGAGUUCGAGCCCCAAGUGGGGUGCAGAGACUACUUAAAUGAAUUUCUUCUUAACUUAAAGUCAAAGUAACGUAAAAUUUCUCACUCUUACAUCUACGCCCCAGCUCUCUUCGAAUUCAGUUCUCUCAAAUCCUCGCAUAACUCUAAAAUUUUAUCUGGUUAAUUGUCUUGGUCCUAAAAUGAGACCAUGCUUAAUGCAUUCUGGGAAAGAAAUGGAAAACCUUGUUAAAUAAGCGAUUCAAGCAUUCCUUUUUAUUUUGCCAGAUGAAAAUAGUUUAUUCACUGUCACCAAAAGAACACAGACUGCAGUCCCGAUGAAGGAGAAAGAUUGACCCAAUCAACCCUAGACUCCAAGGGGACAGGGAAACCUUUCUCAGGACCAGGUCAAGAAACAGCCCAGUGACAUGCCCCCUCCGUUUGCUUCCUGUGUGGCUCAGUGAUCUCAAGGCACGGAGCAGGGAACUUGGAAGUCCCUUUCCUGUGUCCUGAAAUCUCCAUUCAGCACGCCCCUUUUUUUUUCUCCUGUGGCAUUUGCCAACUUUCAAAUUCCGAUGCUCCUGCCGUCACCCCCAGAUGUGCACCAAGGCCUCAGCAUUUGCAAAGUCUCUCAAGUCAAUCUCUAAGUAAAAGAUGCUUCAAGGAAGCACCGAGUUCCUUCUGCCUAAUAACUGCAGUGUGUCAUGUGACACCUGCCCCUCCCCCCCCACCAAUUCUCUCUGAAAACCCCCACCCACCCCACCAAUAAACUAGGUUGACGUCUGUCCUUUAUCUGCCAACAUCUACAUUUCCUUCAAGGUGGUAAUCUUUUGCUUUUGUUAUUGAAGUUCUGCUUGAUUCUUAAUUGUUACCCCAUAGCUUUGGAGCCUGCAUAAACAGUUAACAAAAACACGGCGCACGAGGCAGCCGUUUCGCUUUCUGUGCUUGUUGUUCUUGGCACCGGGUCAGUUCUAUGAACUUCUGGUGUCCAACUGGUAGGACCUGAAACUCUGUGUUUAACAAGUGCCUGUAGUCAAAACAGUUGGCGUGUGCAAGCUCGGGCCGCUGGUACUGCUGUGGCUGGUCAGCCCGGUCCUGGACUGUGCAGAACACCGAAUCACGUUGCUGCGUUUUGGGGCUGGGCUUUUGUUGUUUCGCUGUUGGGUUUGUUUUUUGUUGUUUUCUUUUUUUCCUUUUUUUUUUUUUCCUCUUUUUUGUGAUGGCAUCCGUGCUAAUCUGGAUCUCUUCAGGUUCCAAAAGUACAACAUGUUUACAGUCGACGUAGAAUCAGAUUAAGUUGGCAGCCUGAGUCUCUCUAGAGAAGACACGGUUCAAUGUGUAGACCUUCUCCCUCUCCAGCAUCUCCACCCUCCAAUUCCAGGACAUCAUUAGGACAGGUGAAAACAAAAGCCUGUCUCAGCGGCCAGAACUCUGCCAACAGCAUCUCAAAGCCAUUCAAAACGCCCAAAGACAAUCUACUUACCUCCAGCAGCAAACAGCACACGGUCUUUUCUGCGAAGGGAUCAAGGGACAAAGCAUGCGUUCCGGUUCCUGUAGUCAGUUUAGAGAAAAUCCCUAAUCUAGUGAAGGCAGAUGGUGCCAAUGUCAAAAUGAACUCAACAACCACUACUGCGGUCACCUCCUGCUCCACCUCGUCCUCUGCCGUCUCCACCCCACCUUUAAUUAAGCCAGUCUUGAUGUCUAAGUCAGUGCCACCCUCCCCAGAGAAGAUCUUAAAUGGCAAAGGAAUUUUGCCCGCCACAAUAGACAAGAAACACCAAAAUGGCACCAAAAACAACAACAAGCCUUACAGGAGACUUUCAGAGAGAGAAUUUGACCCAAAUAAACACUGUGGAGUAUUGGAUCCCGAGACAAAGAAACCUUGCACAAGAUCCCUCACCUGCAAGACACAUUCACUAAGCCAUCGGAGGGCAGUCCCAGGCCGGAAAAAGCAAUUUGACCUCCUUCUGGCAGAACACAAAGCCAAGUCCCGCGAAAAAGAAGUUAAAGAUAAAGAGCAUCUCCUGACUUCGGCGAGGGAAGUACUUCCAAACCAACCGGGGCCAGCGCAGGACUCUCUGCCAGGACCUUCGGGGAGCUCUGGGCCAGAACCGAAAGUCGCAUCCCCUGCAAAAUCCAGGCCGCCUAACUCUGUGCUUCCUAGACCAUCAUCUGCAAAUAGCAUCAGUAGCAACACAUCUUCAAAUCACAGUGGCUGCACUCCGGAACCCCCGCUACCCCCAGCUGGAGGUGACCUCACCAGCCGACUGUCAAGUGAUGAAGGGGAGAUGGACGGAGCCGACGAACCCGAGAAGUUAGACUGUCAUUUCUCUACCCACCACCCCAGACCUCUUGCGUUUUGCUCAUUCGGGAGUCGCCUCAUGGGACGAGGGUACUAUGUGUUUGAUAGAAGAUGGGAUCGUUUUCGAUUCGCACUAAACUCCAUGGUAGAAAAACACUUGAAUUCCCAGAUGUGGAAGCACAGAAACCCGAGCCACAGGGCGUCAGGUCCCUCCCCCCUUUUCAGGACUUGCCUAACCAAUCUGCUGUCACUGAGCAACAUUGGGGCUGCCUGGGUGUCAACUCUGGAAAGCGUAGCACCCCGCUGCCCUCUCAACCUCGCUGCCCAAACCCCAGGCCCCGACGGGCCCGAACCUGGAGGGAUGGCAGCCGAUGGGGGCGUGGAAGACAUUAGGAAGAAAAGGAACGGCCAAGACUCUUUUUUCUUUAACAAGCAUUUAACUCUGCAUCAGGAGACGCCAACACAGUAUUCUCUUUCAGCCAGGAAGAUCCCUCCUGCGGCAGAUAGCCCCAUGCCCUCGCCAGCAGCCCACACCUCCACCCCCGUUCCAGCAUCCGUUUUACAGCCUUUCAGCAACCCCAGUGCUGUGUAUCUUCCUUCAGCCCCCAUCAGCUCGAGACUCACCUCUUCUUACAUAAUGACAUCAGCCAUGCUCUCAAACGCAGCUUUUGUGGCGUCGCCGGACCCGAGCGCCCUCAUGUCACACACCACAGCUUUCCCCCAUGUGGCUGCAACCCUCAGCAUCAUGGACUCAACCUUCAAGGCCCCAUCCGCCGUGUCCCCGAUACCAGCCGCCAUCCCUUCCCCAUCCCACAAGCCAUCCAAAACCAAAACCAGCAAAUCCUCAAAAGUCAAAGACCUGUCCGCCCGUAGCGACGAGUCUCCAAGUAACAAAAAGAGGAAGCCGCAGCCUUCGACUUCCUCCUCCUCCUCCUCAUUAUCCUUGCAGACAUCCCUCUCGUCUCCAUUAUCAGGGCCCCACAAAAAGAACUGUGUGUUGAAUGCCAGUUCAGCUUUGAACUCCUAUCAGGCGGCCCCUCCCUAUAACAGUCUGUCUGUGCACAACUCCAACAAUGGGGUGAGCCCACUCAGUGCCAAACUGGAGCCCUCAGGACGGACCUCGCUGCCCAGUGGCCCCGCGGACAUAGUGAGACACGUGGGCUCGGUGGGCGGCAGCAGUGACUCCUGUCCCCUCUCUGUGCCCUCCCUUGCAGGGGACCUCUCUCUGGCCUCACACAAUGCCGUGUCUUCGCUGCCCCUCUCUUUUGACAAAUCAGAAGGAAAAAAGCGUAAGAACUCGAGUUCUAGUAGCAAAGCCUGUAAAAUCACUAAAAUGCCUGGUAUGAAUAGCGUUCACAAAAAGAACCCACCCGGCCUUCUCGCACCGGUGCCCGAUCCCGUUAACAGCACCUCCUCUCGGCAGGUUGGGAAAAAUAGCAGCCUACCUUUGUCACAGUCCAGUCCUUCAAGCAUAUCCAGCCCAGGACACAGCCGACAGAAGACCACCAACAGAACGGGCAGGAUCAGGACUCUUCCGUAACAAGACUGUGAAGCCACUUCCAAACCAAUGCCUGGCCACCCGGGGCUGAGGCGGGAGGAGGAGGGAGGGGUGUGCGCAGCCGGGGAGAGUCUGUUUCCUGUGCCGGCGGGUGGCUCUGGCCUUUCUUCUUCCUUUUUUAAUUGACCGGUUUUUAGUUCCGAAGAGAAAGCAAAAGGCAAAAGAACGUGAAUUUAAGAUUCACAGAAAACAGUACCAGUGUUUUGUUUCGGUUCCUUCAUUUGCCACGUGUACGCGUUCUUCCAAGUUCGGGGUCGGCCCUCUAUAGCUUCCGAUGCUGCUACCGCACCAUCCUUUUGCUCCAGCCAGGGGAGCAGACGCUGCAAGUGUCAUUUCCUGGUUGGCGUUGUCUGAAACUCUUGAACUUGAGCACACGCCGUGCUCCUUCCCUCGACCUCUCCCACCUGUCCCUUCCAUCCCCUCCCACCUGCCGCUCACGGGGUCCCCACUGGCCUUCGGGAAGGGGCUGGCUCUCACGAGCUCCCCUCUGGACAGCGUGCUGGGGGAGGGGCUUUGCUGGGAAACAGCCUGUGUCUCUGCCGAGAGCGGAGAGCUGCGGGGCCGGGCUGAGCGCCCCCAGCAGGUUCCUGCGCUGCACCAGCACCGUAGGAGCCCGACGCUGUGGGCAAGUUGGAGAAAAGUGGCCACUGAACUAUGUCGUUUACCCAAUACCACUGUCCAGCUGUGCAGCUCAGAGAGGAUAUACUGGGUCAGGAACAGGGGCUGGAAUGGGCCUGGAAGGUGACUAGAAGCAGAGCGUAUGGGUAGGGGAAGAUAUCCCUCAAAAGACCGAGGAAACUGGGUGACUGAUCAUCGGAGCUUGUUAGGAAUCCACGCUGCCAAAUCCCUUCCCGGGUGCCGUGCACAAGGGCCCCAAAGCUGGGUGAGCCAGAGAAGGAGGAAUCCCAGGGAAAAGGCACGAGACCCCAGUGCCCACAGCGAUGGAGGUUCCUAAGCUGCCCUCCGGGGCCAGGCAAGAGGAGAAAACGCAAGGGUGGGGGUGCAGGAAGGGUCUGAGGGAAAGCUUCCGUGGAGGGUUAAGUAUCCAACGCCUGGUGAGAAUAAAUACUAGCACUGCCCGCGCCCCUCCGUGCCCUGGGCCCCAGGGUCCCGUGCAAUCAGCAUUCCCAUAGAUCAGCUUAUACUAGGUUAUCACAAGCCCCGACUCACAGCACCCCCACCCCCAGAAAGGCAUAGUAAGCCCAGCCACCGCCUAAUGAGGAAGAGCCAUUUGGAAGAGAGGGAAGAAAGAAGCCAGAGCCCUGCAGCUACAAAACUGUUCACACUGGAGUUUUGAAAGAAGUAGCAAUACGAUUAGCUCUAAGAGGGAAUCAUAAUCAGGAAUUCACAAUAUGACAUAGGCAUCCUGCGCUAUUAAUCAUGAAACUUUGCGGACGAGAUAAUAGCAAGAGAUCCUAGGAAGUUUUGCUUCAUCCCUAAAUCAGAAAUGAAUGCCAGUUUUACAGCUGGGCCCAAACCCUCAUCUCGGCCCUCAAGUUCCCUUUCUUCCCCAUCCCCUCAACCCAAAGAUCAGACUACUGUUAAGUUUCACCACAUUAGAUUUUGGGAAGACGGGAAGCAAACGGAGUGAUUUGUAUCAAUGGAAUUGCACUGACAGUGUUUCUUAUAGGAUUCCUAAAAUUUUUAAUAUAAAAUGAAGAUUUUUUUAAAAAUCAGGAGUUGACAUUAGGUACCAGGACAUUAGUUCAGACGAUUUCAUUUUUAUUUCUACAGUGUUAAAAGUGCACUUAUAUGCUGGUUUAUUUACGUCUUGGGAAAAAGAGACUGCAAAUUGAAGGGAAGAUGGUUACUCUUUCUUUUUUAAAAAAAAAAAAAGUUAAGGCAGAUUUUAAGACUUAUAAAUGUUUAAGAAAUUAUAAACAGGUUAGACCCUUUGGAAAAAAGUUUAGAAGAUAUUCUUAAAGUAAAUUUUUAUAGUGUUAAUUUUGUAAUAAUUUAUGUUUUACUAUAUUACAGAGCUAACUGACCAGAAUAGUUUCAGAAACAAUAUGAAACGUAGGAAAGUUUAAGCAAUGUUUAUAUUUUUAAAAUGUUCUUUGAAUUAUGUUUUUAUUGUACAUUUAUUCCAACUGAAAAGUAUGUACAUAUCUUUGUUAUUUUUGCACAACUUUUGUCUUGUUCGGUUUUAAGAAGUCUGUUGGUUUUUUUUGUUUUGUUUAUAAUUUAUUUUAAGUUGUAAAAACUUGCAGGAGUAACAAAAAACAAAAAAAAAUCUCAGCAACAAAAUAACCCUCUGAGUUAUAAACUCUUACACUCAAAGAGGGAAAACAAAGGUUGAGAGAUUAAGUGGCUGCUUCUGAGAAAUAAUGUCUCGACAGGGACUAACGGAGCAAUUCAAUAGGUUUCGAUGUGUGAGCUGUCUCCAUCUGGAAUUGCAAGCUGGAAUAAAGAGGCCCCCCACCGAUGCUGCUUACUUGGUGAAAGACUGGCUCUGACCAAGGUGAGGACAUUGCUGGAAAACUGAGCAAAAAAGGGAAAACCCACGGUGUUUCUUCCUUCACAAUCAACCACAGGUUUACUUUAUAACGAUGUAUUAAAAACUCACAGCUUGAAAAGUGGAAUGCAAAUAAAAGGUUUUCUUUGGGUUUGUUUUAAUGGAGUUCAACUGGACCAGCCUAUUAAGCAUUAUUAGGGUAAUCUCCUUUGGGUACUUCUGCUCAUCCCCCCCAACCCCUCCCUUCCCAGCCCCUUGACUGCACACACACACACACACACACACACACA